CUGUGAAAGGGCGGUAAGGGUACUGGACCGUAAGCAGGAGUGGUUGCUGUUGACUCGCGUCCCGACUCCUCGGGCCUCCGCUUCCUCCGCGUCGUGCCGUCGCUGACCCAAGCGCCGGAGAGCGGAGCGGCUGCUAAUAAUCUCUCUCGCGUCACCACCGCGGCCUCCGGCAGAGAUGGCCGGCGAGGAGGCGCCGCUUGGCGCGCUCAACCUGACCGAAUACGCCCCUGCCGGCGCGCGCACCGUCGACUGCUACAGGCGUAUCCGCAAGAUCGGCGAGGGCACCUACGGUGAGGUAUUUGAGGCUGUGGAUAUUGUGACUGGGGAAAGAGCAGCACUCAAGAAAAUCAAACUGGAUGAUGGCAAAGAAGGGUUUCCACGCCAAAUCUUGCGUGAGAUUAAACUAUUAAAAAAGCUGGAUCAUGAGAACAUCAUCAGAUUGAAAGAGAUUGUAGUAUCUCCUGGUUCUGCGCAUGGAACAGGAGGAUUGGAUGAUCACAUGUAUAGGGGAGAUAUCUACAUGGUUUUCGAAUACAUGGACCAUGAUUUGAAGAAAGUAUUGCACCAUAGUACCACAUCCCAAGUCAAGGUUUAUAUGGGGCAGCUGCUAAAAGGAUUGCAUUACUGCCAUGUCAACAAUGUCCUUCAUCGUGAUAUCAAAGGGGCUAAUCUUCUAGUAAGCGGUGGUAAGCUGUUAAAGCUUGCUGAUUUUGGCCUUGCAAGACCAUUCACUAGAGAUGGUAGUUUCACAAAUCAUGUUAUCACUUUAUGGUACCGACCCCCAGAAUUGCUUCUUGGUGCCACAAAUUAUGCUGAAGCUGUGGAUAUCUGGUCUGUUGGUUGCAUAUUUGCAGAGUUUUUACUUAAGAAACCAUUAUUUCCUGGCAAAACCGAGCAAGACCAGCUAUCGAAAAUAUUUGAACUGUGUGGAUCUCCAAAUGAAGAAAACUGGCCAGGUGUAUGCAAGCUACCAUUGUACAAGACUAUGACUAUCCAUCCUGUGACGCCAACCAAAAGACGCCUGAGAGAUAUGUUACAGAACUUUGACUGCCAUGCCAUCGAAUUAAUUGAACGCAUGUUGAUCCUUAAUCCUACUCAGAGAAUUUCCACACAGGAUGCUCUUGUUGCAGCAUACUUCAACUAAACUCACAUGGGGAACAAAUCUAGAUUCACUGUUCUCUGCAACUGAUUGAGUUUUUUGACCUUGUCAGACUAGGAUCUGGGAAUCUCAUUGGUGAUUGGUGUAAGUAGUACCUGAAGUCUUAUUUCUCCUUCUGACCUUGGAUAGGGCUAACAAGCAAUUUAACUUUGUCUUGUCUAGCUUUAAAUGUAUAUGGAUGUACUGUACAUUAUUACUUGUGGCAAACUGUAUUUUAUUAUUAAUUCAUAAUAAUAAGCACUGCUUCUUGGUCUA
Messenger RNA from Phragmites australis (common reed), 1414 nucleotides. RefSeq names its product cyclin-dependent kinase C-3-like. The coding region runs from base 176 to 1144 and encodes 322 amino acids. Gene Ontology annotation, cellular component: cyclin-dependent protein kinase holoenzyme complex; nucleus. The transcript is spliced from 11 exons. Lineage: Eukaryota; Viridiplantae; Streptophyta; Magnoliopsida; Poales; Poaceae. The record is from RefSeq and is a predicted model, not a curated record. Gene Ontology annotation, biological process: positive regulation of transcription elongation by RNA polymerase II; protein phosphorylation. Gene Ontology annotation, molecular function: cyclin-dependent protein serine/threonine kinase activity; ATP binding; RNA polymerase II CTD heptapeptide repeat kinase activity.